Messenger RNA from Chara braunii, 3356 nucleotides. Lineage: Eukaryota; Viridiplantae; Streptophyta; Charophyceae; Charales; Characeae. The record is from the annotation of a GenBank genome assembly.
GUGCGUUGUGUUCCGGGGAAGACGGUAGUCACCUCCCGGUGAAAACCAGAGUACACACCCGCACAUACAUUUACACACACACACGCGCGCGCGCGCACACACACACACACACACACACACACACACAGAGAGAGAGAGAGAGAGAGAGAGAGAGAGAGAGAGAGAGAGAGAGAGAGAGAGAGAGAGAGAGAGAGAGAUGCGGUUCCUGGGCGCGGAGACUUGGGCAGCGAUCGGGCGUUAUCGAGGGCUGCUGUCGCGAGGUCGAGCCCACGUGGCGCGGUCCGAUGGCGCUGUUGUGGUUUCUCAGACGGAGAUCGGGGCCGCAUGGAGGUCGAGGUCGGGAUCGGGAUUGAGCACGUGCGCGGAGACCGCGAGCCGAUCUCUGCGCGAGGUCGUGUUUUCCAAGAUCGGGAUCGCAAAAGGUGAAGAACUCGCGAAGAGUACGGUAGAGGGAGUUGGCGGUGCUGGACGAAAUCUCCACCUGGCAGCACGAGGACCUUGCCACGUGGACGACGUGAGGAACGUGCUCUGGGGUGGAGGAUGGAGGUCGCUGGCGCCGGCCUCGUUGGGGCAAGGGAAAGGAGGGGGCCGAAUGAAGUGGAGCAGUUGGGGAGCGGCAGGGGGAAGGAGGGGUAUUUCGGGGCAAGGGUUCCCUGUAAGACCCGGACGGUAUACCGAUCGGUAUGGCUAUGAACACUUUAAGAAGAGAGGAGUGGACAGGUGGCGCGAUGUCAAUGCACCUGAAAAUGAGGAGAGCUUGCGCAAAAUCGGGAUCGUCGUUGCGGUCGUCGGAGCAGGAGGGGGUUACGUCUACUACACUCAUCUAGAGGAAGUGCCCUAUACCAAUCGACGGCAUUUUGUGUUGGUGUCACCUCAAACGGAGCGGAUGCUGGGCGAGAACGAAUUUAAAAACAUAAAGAAAACGUUUAGGAGGGAUAUCCUUCCUGAUUUCCAUCCCCUUACAAUACGUGUGAAGGCCAUUGCCACACAAAUCAUUCAAGCUGCAAUGAUAGGAACACGGGCUCAAGAUUGGGGCGAGGUAGAGGGAAAGAGCAGUCGAAUGGAUGUGGACGACAUUUUUAACUACCACGGACGCACGCAAUCCGCACCCAAUGAGCUGGACAGCGUGUUGGACGUUUUCCGUCAGCGUGAAGAUGAUAAUGGUGAAUUUGGAGGCGAUGGUGAUGGUAGUAGUGCAAGCCGCAGAGAUAGAUCUGACCGACAGGACCCGUACAAUAAGCCAAUGAAGGACAAAUUUGAUGAUGAGUGGGUAGAUCAUGGCCGAGGCAGCCACCACAAGGGGAUGUCGUCGUCAAUGAAACAUCUUGAAGGUCUGAAGUGGGAGGUGAUAGUUGUUGAGAAUGACGCUCUGAAUGCGUUCUGUCUUCCUGGUGGAAAGGUGGUAGUCUUCACUGGGUUACUCAAGGCUUUCCAGAAGGAUGAAGAAAUCGCAACGGUGCUUGGCCAUGAGGUGGGACAUGUCGUUGCACGCCACCCUGGGGAGAAGUUGACCCAGGCAUUAUGGCUGACUAUACUGCAGCUCAUUCUUUUGCAGAUAAUUAAUCUGCCUGGCCUUGUGCACAACACAUCCCAGCUUCUGCUAGCCCUGCCUUUCUCUCGCAGGAUGGAAAGUGAAGCAGACCGGAUAGGGUUGCUGUUGAUGGCGACGGCAGAGUUUGAUCCUAGGAUUGCCCCUUCGGUUUACGAGAGGAUGGCGAAACUCUCAAAUGAACCUGAUCUUUUGCAAUACGUGUCAACUCAUCCUUCGGGGAGAAAGCGCGCUCAAGCACUGGCAAACGGCCCCACGAUGGACGAAUCAAUGAAAAUCUACGCGGAGAGGAUGCAGGGAAGAAUUUUGGAGGCGUUCCUGUAAUACGUGCGCUAAAGCGAAAACACAAACUUAAGAAAAGGUAAUUAGUAAUUACCAUGGAGUCGAUGGAGAGAGCGAUUUUCGCUUACGUUUGAUGUGCCUCUCUCUAUUUCACUAGGCUCAAGUUUGAUCCCGCUUCCGGAUUAUUUGGCAGACGUUUGGCCCUUUGCCUGUUUCUUUUGUGUUUUUUUUUUUUUUUUUUGGUUCUCUGUAAUGACCCCUACAGUUCCCGAGAAACCGGCAUUUCUCUGGGAAAGUUUCUGCCUUUCAUCUGUUUGCAAACUUUGCUAGGAUUUCUGAGUUUUAUUCUGUUUUGCGGUGUUUUUUCGGGCUGACCUGAUGAUGACAAUGAUGUAUGUAUGUGCUAUGUAUGUAUGUAUACCGAAUGCUUGUCCGUUGGGUCUGUGUAUGUGUGCGAACCUUGUUGUCCGUGCUGUGGUUCUGCAUCUUGGACAAGGAAAUAGGUUGGUUGAUUGGCCUAGGCUCAGGGACAGGGCUGAAAGUUAGCUGUAGAUGUAGAAGGACGUCCAGGAGUUACUGGAUCGGCGAGGGACAUACGUGCAAUUUGUUUGGUUCUCGGUAGGGAUUUUCCAGUAACUCGGGUAGGCCUAGAAGGUCUGGUAGCUGUGCAGGAGUGUGACCGAAUGUAGACAGCUUUAGAGGUGUAUUCAGGUCCUGCAGUUACAGAUCAGUCUGCAAUGAUGAUCCCGCCAAAGGAGGGAACAUCCCGUAGCCCCAGUGCGCACCCAAGCGAGGCCUGUGAAGGCAGGUCGUGCCCAGCCAAGAGGUACUGAAGGACAGGCAACCAAGAGUAUAUAUCGUUCUGUCCAAAGUGAGUAGUCUGCUCAUUCACCGAGCACGGCGUGCAGUCAUGCUGCUGCUCCGCUUUCAGGGGUGCUCCGCCCAGAGGGAGAGUGAGGCAGAGCGCUUGGAGGUGAAAUGGAGCUGCAAAGGUGAGGACGAAGACCUCCAUGGCUAUGGAGUGGUAGUCGCAGGGAGAGGUAGGAGAAGCUCUACCUUCUUCACCGGAAUAGAACGCCCAACCAUUAUAGCCGUAUUUGCUGCAAUUUUCAGUACAGUUACAGCUACAAUGACCGGGCGUUCUAUUUGGGCGAAGAUGGUAGGCUAUGGCGGUAAAGGGAGAAGACCUUCCAGCCAUCGCCCCCCUUUCAUCGUGUCGUCCUCGUCUCUAUGGCUUUGUGUUGUGACGUAAAGAGAGGUUGAAGGAGGAGGAAGGAGGUGGGAACUGACAAGGAGACCUACCUUUGGCUAUGGUGGACCUACAUCUUUAUCUUCCUUGUUGCCAUUAAGAAGGGCCCUCAUGGGCGACCAAUUGGGCAUAGAUCUCAUCCGGAGGAGUAGCUAUGGUGAUAGUGGAGACGAGAGAGGCAUGGGAGUGUAGUGCAUUCUCAUUUGACUUUUCCACGGAAGCACUAGCUAGUAGCUAUGGUUAACUAGCUACAAUGAAUGAAUUAAUCAGGAGCUG